Erigeron canadensis is the source of this 1008-nucleotide messenger RNA. RefSeq lists its product as uncharacterized. The transcript has 3 exons. Lineage: Eukaryota; Viridiplantae; Streptophyta; Magnoliopsida; Asterales; Asteraceae. Bases 1 to 1008 code for a protein of 335 amino acids. The record is from RefSeq and is a predicted model, not a curated record.
AUGUCUUCAAAAGAGCCAAGGAUUAACAUCUCAACCUCAACAAACACAUCUCAACCCGAUGUUGAAGUCAUUCUUGAAACGCAACCUCAACAAACUCAAUCUCAACCCGUUGGGACAUCAUCCCGAAAGAAACGUUCCCAUAAAAAGAAAGCUCCGGAUGAGCCUCGUGAGAGACCAAAUCAACAACCUUGGAGUGUCGAUGAGAAGAUUGCGUUGGCCCGUGCAUGGCUAGAGGUCACCGAAGAUCCCGCAACGGCUAAUUUUCAAAAGGAGAAAGUGUAUUGGAAAAAGAUUAGGCAAACUUUCCACACCAUCAUGGGUAGAGAGCCAUACCGUGACGCAGAUUCGCUCAGUGGGAAGUUUUGGAAGAUGAAAACGGCUAUUCAAGGAUUUCAUAGUGUGUACACUCGGCUAAGCCAUAAUAGUGGGGAAAACGACGCGGAUAAACAAAGUCGUGCAUUGCAGGAGUAUGGUAAUUUUAGCUUUCUUAGGGAGUGGGAGUUGCUUAGGUAUAGUUCGAAGUUUAAUGUGAUUCUUACUUGGGAUCCUAAGACUACCCGUGGUGAGCCGAGCUCAAAAAGAUCGAAGACGACGUUGGGUUCAGAGGGUGCACAGAAUGUGGGGUCAGAGGCGAGGAUUCACAUUGAUCUUAAUGAGGCGGGGGGAGAGGGUGACACUAGAGAGACUCGUUAUAUACGCCUGAUUGGUAGAGAUGCGGUCAAAAGGGCCGCCAGGACCGGUUCUUUGAGUUCAUCGGGUAUGGCUGCAACUUUGAAAGACUUUGAGAGGUUGGGGGAUAGGUUGGAGGGGUUGAUGGAAAUUGGCACGCAAAGGUUGAAUAUGAACAGACAACGAAUGGAGCUCGAGAAGAAGAGGAUGGAGAUCGAGGAAGAUAGGUCGCUUCAAAGAGAUAUUCAUACGUUGGCUAUUGACACAUCCCGGGUCUUAGAAGCCGAUAGAGUCGCUAUCGAGGCAUUGAAGGCAAAGAUCCACGCAAAACAUGUUUAA